Messenger RNA from Cloeon dipterum, 974 nucleotides. RefSeq lists its product as uncharacterized. Gene Ontology annotation, cellular component: plasma membrane. Bases 44 to 907 code for a protein of 287 amino acids. The record is from RefSeq and is a predicted model, not a curated record. NCBI's taxonomy places the organism in Eukaryota, Metazoa, Arthropoda, Insecta, Ephemeroptera, Baetidae. Gene Ontology annotation, molecular function: odorant binding; olfactory receptor activity. The transcript is spliced from 7 exons. Gene Ontology annotation, biological process: sensory perception of smell; detection of chemical stimulus involved in sensory perception of smell.
ACCUCGACAGGACUCGUUGAUUUUUGAUCUAGAGGAGCAGAAAAUGCGGGCUUCCUCGAGAAAGAGAAUCUUUAAAUUCAGCGCCGCCCUAUACUUUUACAAUUCGUUGCUUUUUCUUAAAAUUCUCGUUUCAGCUGCCAUAAGAAUUAUCAAAGUGUAUUGCUGCGACGGCCAACCUCAGCCCGAUUCCGAUUUUUGCGACGAAGAAAGCAAACCCUGGUUCUUUCUCGACUUCUGGUGGUUCACUGACAGAUUUCAACUGCCCACCUUCUAUUACUUGUUCACUUUCAACGUCGCAAAUAUGUGCAUUUACGUCCUGAAUUACUGCUCUUCUGACGCCUUCACCUGCAGCUUGAUCAUCGCGUUGGUCGAAAGAGGGGAAUUUUUAGUGAAGAUGGCCCCAAAAUCCCUGUUGCCAGAUGAGAACGGCCAGAGCUCGUCGAUGUUCAAGGCGUGGGUCAAGUACCAUCAGUAUUAUUUAAGUUUAAUCAAAGAGGUCAACAAGAAUAUCGGGCCAUUGAUUGUGGCGACACACGUUUUUGCAGCUUUGAACAUCAUGGUUUACUUUUUCCUCAUUUUGAAGGAACAGGAGCAGGAAAUCAGGGUGCUGGCGUGGUCUUUCCUCUUCGCCACUGCAAUCCAGUUUUUCAUGUACGCAUACUGGGGUCAGCAGGUCAUCAACAAGGGCUACGAGAUAAGCCGAGUUACCCUGACUGCGAGUCAGGUGGCACAAGGUGCUUAUGCGAAUGUUCCUGCCAGGUCUGCCCUGAUGAUCGUGAUGACCAGGUGUUGCGGAAAAAUCGAUUCGAAGAUUAGCGGAAUGGGGUUUUUCAGCAUUUCCCUACGGUUUUACGCCAGGAUCUUCGGUCUUUCCCUGAGCUACCUACUAAUUGUUUUGCAGCUCUGAUUAUAACUGUGAGGCGUUGAAUUAAAGUUAGAAAUUUUUAAUAUCGUUUUAAUAAAGAGCAGAAAAC